Molecule: messenger RNA, 2862 nt
Organism: Phanerochaete carnosa HHB-10118-sp
Lineage: Eukaryota; Fungi; Basidiomycota; Agaricomycetes; Polyporales; Phanerochaetaceae
Exons: 5
Coding region: 588-2618 (676 amino acids)
Source: RefSeq, a predicted model, not a curated record
GCUGAUAGAGCGUAAUGAAGCUGAUGGCUCUGUGGGAAUUCCGUCCUUCUCAGCUGACGUUGAGCUGGAACUCGUCGUCGUCUCGCCAGGUGCGCUUUGCGGGCGGUCGUCUCUUUGACUCCCCCAUCUCUUUCGUCCAGUGCUGGUGCGCAUGCUUCACUAGGUUUCUAGCGCAAGCCUGGGGCUCGCUUUCAUUCCUUGACUUUCGACAUCCGACACCGAGGACGAGUCGCAGGCUUUCGUGUCCUUCUCGGUGUAGCAUUCAGCACGCCCUGGUGGUCCAGCUCGUUCUUUCAACGGUACCACUCCUCGAACGCUCUUUGCUGCUUCGUACACGGUCGGCAAACACGUUCGCGAGGCUCCACAUUCUUCUCGCAUACAUCUCUUGCACGAGGGAACACGGCAGUUUCUAAAGCAAGAUGGAUCCUGCCUCGUUGCACGCACAAUACUCACGGGACAUCCACUUGGUCGGUACGACAAUGCUAAGCAAGGAGACGACCGUGCAAUCCAUCCUCUCGGACAUUCCAUUUUUCGCCGUGGGCAUAUUCGCAUUCGGCGCAUCCUCUUUCCUCCUCAUUUUCAAACGGAUGAACUGGAUCAUCGCGUGUCUGCAUGCAGCUGCACUGUUUGCGUUCACUGGUGCUGUCCUUGACCUUAUUCAGCUCCUCAUCCGCGGAAAGCACAGUGCCGCCGCCGUCCAAAAUACGAAUCCUUUCCUCGCGCUUACCAUCACUCGUGAGGUCACGUAUUCCUUAUCUUUCGGUCUUCGCUACGUCUUCUACUGGGGGUUUGUCGGCUCCCCACCCGUAGUGAGUGAUGGCAGGGAUACACGCGACCUGCACAGUGGGAGCUGGGCACGAUGGGGCAUCACCGGUUUUUUCCUGCAGUGGGCACUGGUUGUAUCGGCACUGGCGAUCACGGCACUGCAAGUCUUGUUCCGAGUCUAUACGCCUCUACAGCGGCUGGGCGCUAUCCAAGAUGCUGAAGGGGCGUUGGAGGCUUGUGUGUCCGCCAUCCUGAUUUUGAAGCUGCUCCUGAACAUCUACUUGGCGGCUUUGGAUUCGUACGGAGCUAUACGACGGUUGCAUCUAUUUCUGCGCUACUUGCCUAUGAUUCUCGCGUUGGCCAUCAGCGCGGCUAUCGGUGCUGGGAACAUCAUAGAAUUGUUGUUCUCAGAGACUAUCCUUGCGCGUUUCCUGCAGGGCACCGAGCUCUAUAUCCUUGUGCUCUACAUGCUGGUUGAUGCCUUCCGCUCGAGGUCGACCAAAUUCAACAAGCGACGUAUUGAUCGGUCCUCUUCCUUCCACAAUAUGCCCCCCGUUAUUCCGCGCUCCUCCGAGUUCUUGCUUGGUCCACCGAAAGUCCCAGAGCCAAAGUUCAACCCCAUGUUCGGCGAGGAGCUGUCUUUCGCUGAGCCUUCGAAGCCGCCCCAGUCGUGGGAACCGUCGUUAGCGGGAUACUCGUUGCGUGUAUCCAACUGGUUUGGACGUCGACCGUCGAAGAGCACCACUACGCAGCCGACUCGCAACAGCGCCUGGGGGCAGGACCAAGCCGAGCGUGGCAUGUCUCCCGUCGUGGAAGGCAUGGAGACUGCACUUCUGGAGAAGACCGCUGCCCCAGAAUCCAUGGGACCCCUCCAGAGCCCAGUAGUCAAGGAGCCAGUGUAUACUGCUAUAGUCAUCUCGGAUCCGGUGGACCCUGUCGACGUCGUCUCUCCACAGGCUGCUGCGGUCGCCUUCCCCCCUCGUGCCUAUUCUCGCGACUUUGACAAGCAGUAUCUCUACCCCAUGACACCCAACUCCAUGAGCGACGCGGAUUCUCCAGUCCAUGGCCUCUACGGUGUCGUCAACGCCAAGCGACCGCCGUCGACUGGAUCCCUUUCUUUGGACGAAGACCCUCGCGACGUCUUCGCCCGGUCCGCCCGCUCGUCGGGCAUCUCUGGCCUCUUGCGCGAGCAAGAAGAGCUCGACAAGUCCAUCGCUGCACUCAAGCUUCUGGCGAGGCCAGAGGACGAGAGCAAGCGGGCGUCAAGUACCGGAAGCAUGUCGCCCGGCCAGUUCUCUCUGAGCGUCUUCCCGGAACCGCCGUGGGGCCGGGCUAGCAUCGGGAGUGUAGCGUUUUCGGCGGGGAGGCCGCUGGUGACUACUUCGGGACAAAGAGCAGAGACGGCGUUCCCUGAGCACGCGAGGCAGCAAUCCUUCCCUCUGUCGGAGCUGGCUGUGGGCGACUCGGAUCUCCUGCCACCGUCCAGGCGGAAUAUCAUGACUGCUUCGGGAGGGACGCAGUAUGAGAUCACGUCAUUCAUCGGAAACCUGACACACCCAGAGCAUUUGUUGCAAAACUCAAUCUCGACCGAAGCGUCGUUCGCUGUCGGCAGUGCUGGCAGUGCCACAAAGACUGAGAAGAUGCUGAUAACCAUCCCCGAGUCGAGUCCAGCAGCCAGUGAAGCCGGUUCCAGCAAGGCAUCUCCCUCAUCAUUGACCUCUUCACGCACCUUGACGGUCGGAGGCAAGGUCCGCCAAAUCGGGCUACCUUCUGGGCCACGCCUCCAUACAUCGACUGUACCGCCAUCUGUCCGUUCGACGAUCACCUCGUCUUAUAUGCCGACGCCUUUCUAGCUGCCAAAUUGUUGCGCCAGACUGCCCCGUGUAUCGAUGUAUUCGCUCGUCCUUUUUGCUGUCGACCAGUAGCACUUACCCUUCGUCUUUCUUCGCUUUUUGUUGUUUUUUUUUUUCGUUCCACCACCCACGCUGUAUUAGUAGCAGGUUGCCCUCUUGCUCGGACUCGUCUGUACUAUGUACACACACUAGACCUUCCUUAUGCGGAUCUCCGACUGUGCCACGUGGCUGCGAUGACGUCUAG